CAGCCAAGAGCUCGGAGUGGGAGUGGGCUGGGGAGGAUGUGAAUGUGAGGGUCUCAUGGUUGAAGCUUCCAGAUGCCUGUCUCUAUGCCCCUUGAGCUCAGAUAGGCCCUGUCUCCUUCCUUCUCUGUUCUUUCUCAUCCUCUCUUCUCCUUGUGUGUAAAUAUUAAAGAGCUGAGCCUGCAGGGCUGAUGUAGACAUGGGAAGAGAAUGAAAUUAAAAAGGAUUCCCUCGCCCCCAUCCCGACACCCCCUCCCUGCAGUCCCCCUGCUCCUGCCUCCUCCUUGCUCCCCUCCCCUCACUCAGCGCUUCCACAUGUCUUCCCCCCAGUCCAGAUGGGAGCUGGCUCCUUCAGAAAGGGGGCUCUGAACAGGGUGUGGGGAGCCACCUCUCUGUGCCUCCCCCCAGCACAUUUGCCUACGCGGCUGGGAGCCCCCACGAGCCAGUGGUCCUGAGCCUUCUGAAGUUAGGAUUCUGCCUGGUGGUAGGGAUCCUGACAUCAAAGAUGGGACAUCCCAGAUGGAGGUUCCUGGGGCCUGGCCCCCAACACUAUGAAGAGCCUUUGCUGAGGCCAUGAGGGGUUACCAUGGCGACCGAGGCAGCCAUCCCCGCCCAGCCCGCUUUGCUGACCAGCAGCAGAUGGACGUGGGCCCAGCUGCCAGGGCCCCGUACCUGCUGGGCUCCAGGGAGGCCUUCUCCACCGAGCCCCGCUUCUGUGCCCCAAGAGCUGGCCUGGGACACCUUUCUCCAGAAGGGCCCCUGAGCUUGAGUGAGGGGCCUUCUGUAGGCCCUGAGGGAGGACCAGGGGCAGCUGGGGCUGGGGGGGGUAGCAGCACCUUCCCCAGGAUGUACCCUGGCCAGGGCCCCUUUGACACCUGUGAAGACUGUGUGGGCCACCCAGCGGGCAAGGGCGCCCCCCGCCUGCCUCCCACACUUUUGGAUCAGUUUGAAAAGCAGUUGCCCGUUCAACAAGAUGGCUUCCACACGUUACCAUACCAGCGAGGUCCAGCAGGGGCUGGGCCCGGGCCAGGGCCUGGGUCUGGCGCUGCCUCUGAGGCCCGCAGCGAGAGCCCCAGCCGCAUCCGGCACCUGGUUCACUCUGUGCAGAAGCUCUUUGCCAAGUCUCACUCUCUGGAAGCGCCUGGGAAGCGGGAUUAUAAUGGGCCUAAAGCUGAGGGAAGAGGUGGCUCUGGGGGUGAUAGCUACCCUGGCCCAGGCUCUGGAGGACCCCACACCUCCCACCACCACCAUCACCACCACCAUCACCACCACCACCAGUCCCGGCAUGGCAAGAGGAGCAAGAGCAAGGACCGCAAGGGGGAUGGGCGGCACCAGACCAAGGCCACAGGCUGGUGGAGCUCCGAUGACAACUUGGACAGCGAUAGCGGCUUCCUGGCGGGUGGGCGCCCCUCUGGGGAGCCUGGUGGUCCCUUCUGCCUGGAGGCUCCAGAUGGUUCCUACCGGGACUUGAGCUUCAAGGGGCGUUCAGGCGGGUCAGAAGGUCGCUGCCUUGCCUGCACUGGCAUGUCCAUGUCGCUGGAUGGACAGUCAGUCAAGCGAAGUGCCUGGCAUACCAUGAUGGUCAGUCAGGGCCGGGAUGGAUACCCAGGGGCUGGGCCAGGCAAGGGGCUCCUGGGUCCGGAGGCCAAGGCAAAAGCCAGGACUUAUCACUAUCUGCAGGUGCCGCAAGAUGACUGGGGGGGUUACCCCACGGGUGGCAAGGAUGGGGAGAUCCCCUGUCGCAGGAUGCGGAGCGGCAGCUAUAUCAAAGCCAUGGGGGAUGAGGAGAGUGGAGACUCAGAUGGCAGCCCCAAGACAUCUCCCAAAGCACUUGCCCGGCGCUUCGCCACCCGCCGCUCCUCCAGCGUGGACACAGCCCGGAUCAACUGCUGUGUCCCACCCCGGAUCCAUCCCCGGAGCUCCAUCCCUGGCUACAGCCGUUCCCUCACCACCGGCCAGCUCAGCGAAGAGUUGAACCAGCAGUUGGAGGCCGUGUGUGGGUCUGUGUUUGGGGAACUUGAGUCUCAGGCCGUGGACGCCCUGGACCUGCCUGGCUGUUUCCGCAUGCGGAGCCACAGCUACCUCCGGGCCAUCCAGGCCGGCUGCUCUCAAGAUGACGACUGCCUGCCCCUCCUUGCUGCCCCUGCCUCUGUCUCAGGGAGGCCCGGCUCCUCCUUCAACUUCAGAAAGGCCUGGAUUCCGCCGGGAAGCCAGGCCCCACCCCGCAUCUCCAUCACCGCCCAGAGCAGCACCGACUCUGCGCACGAGAGCUUCACCACGGCUGAGGGCCCAGCCAGGCGCUGCAGCUCUGCCGAUGGACUGGACGGGCCUGCCAUGGGCGCACGCACCCUUGAGUUGGCGCCGGUGCCACCCCGGGCCAGCCCCAAACCCCCCACUCUCAUCAUUAAGACCAUCCCCGGCAGGGAAGAGCUGAGAAGUCUGGCGCGGCAGCGGAAGUGGCGGCCAUCUAUUGGGGUGCAGGUGGAGACUAUCUCAGACUCCGACACCGAGAACAGGAGCCGGAGAGAGUUCCACUCCAUCGGUGUACAGGUGGAAGAGGACAAGAGACGGGCGAGGUUCAAGCGCUCCAACAGUGUGACGGCCGGUGUGCAGGCAGACCUGGAGCUUGAAGGCCUGGCCGGCCUGGCCACAGUGGCCACAGAAGACAAGGCCCUACAGUUCGGACGCUCCUUCCAGAGGCACGCCUCUGAGCCCCAGCCCGGACCCCGGGCCCCCACCUACUCAGUCUUCCGCACGGUCCACACGCAGGGCCAGUGGGCCUACCGUGAGGGCUACCCACUGCCGUAUGAGCCACCGGCCACCGAUGGGUCACCAGGCCCGGCCCCCGCCCCAGCCCCUGGCCCUGGGUCUGGCCGCCGCGACUCCUGGAUGGAGCGUGGUUCGCGUAGCCUCCCUGACUCAGGCCGCACAUCCCCCUGCCCACGGGAUGGCGAGUGGUUCAUCAAGAUGCUGCGGGCAGAGGUGGAGAAGCUGGAGCACUGGUGCCAGCAGAUGGAGCGCGAGGCGGAGGACUAUGAGCUGCCAGAGGAGAUCCUGGAGAAGAUCCGCAGUGCUGUGGGCAGCACACAACUUCUCCUGUCCCAGAAGGUCCAGCAGUUCUUCCGGCUGUGUCAGCAAAGCAUGGACCCCACUGCGUUCCCCGUGCCAACCUUCCAGGACCUGGCGGGUUUCUGGGACCUCCUUCAGCUGUCUAUUGAGGAUGUGACCCUCAAGUUCCUGGAGCUACAGCAACUCAAGGCCAACAGCUGGAAACUCCUGGAGCCUAAGGAGGAGAAGAAGGUCCCUCCGCCGAUACCAAAGAAGCCCUCGCGGGGCCGGGGCGUGCCGGUGAAGGCACGUGGCGACGUCGCUGGGGAACCGCCGGGUCGCCAGAGGGCGCUGUACGAGCUCAGCCCCGCGGGCCUAGUCGCGGACGUCUAG
Messenger RNA from Fukomys damarensis (Damara mole-rat), 3438 nucleotides. RefSeq names its product DLG associated protein 3 (gene Dlgap3). Lineage: Eukaryota; Metazoa; Chordata; Mammalia; Rodentia; Bathyergidae. Gene Ontology annotation, biological process: signaling. The record is from RefSeq and is a predicted model, not a curated record. Gene Ontology annotation, molecular function: molecular adaptor activity. Gene Ontology annotation, cellular component: postsynaptic specialization; glutamatergic synapse.